Messenger RNA from Dermacentor andersoni, 5590 nucleotides. RefSeq lists its product as uncharacterized. The record is from RefSeq and is a predicted model, not a curated record. NCBI's taxonomy places the organism in Eukaryota, Metazoa, Arthropoda, Arachnida, Ixodida, Ixodidae.
GGCGGCGCGGCCGCCGCAAUGGCGACCCGGCGGCGCCCUUUUGCCUGGUCGCUGGAGCCCGCCUGAGACGUGCUCGUCCCACCUGGAGGACGCCGAACGCGCGUCCAGGCGGGCCCUACCACUAGCGAGGCACGGCCCGCCUGAACCCACCUCGAACGCCUUCGCUCCGUCGAUCACGUCGUGACUUGACUCGUUAGUCUCCAGCCAGGACCAAGCAAACAACCGCCACCAUGAAGAAGCUGGCGUCGACGUCGAGGCAGCGCAAGGAGCAGGCCACCACCACCAACCUGGUGCACGUCAAGCAGGUGGAGAGCCGAAACACCCGUGGCGGCGUAUUCCGGCGCACUGUGCAAAACCGAACGCGUUCGUGCGAGUCCACCGUGCAGUCCUCCGACAGCGUCCAGGAGGAAGAAGAGACCAUGGCCGCGUCCAACCUGAGCAGCGAGGUGAUCAAGAGUCGGGAGUCCACCACGGAUACCGGCAUGCCGCCCAGGAGCUCGCGUGAGCCGUCCGACAGCAGCCUGACGCUGAGCCUGCCCAAAGAGAUCCGCACAUCGUGGCUGGAGAACGAGCGGUCUUCCAAGUCGGAAAUGGACGCCGCCGCUUCAGCCGCGCUCGCGAGAUUGUCACCGUCACCGGGUGUGGUCCAGCUGCAGAGGACGCACACGUCAGAGACCCGGAGUACGGCCAAAAGCAUAUUCAGCACAAACAAGUCAGUCGUCAUGGAGACACAGCGGAACAGCAUUUCGACGCUUCCAGCGGGCCACGCGCCGCCGUCGUGCAGGCCACCCGACUACCCACCCGAGGUAUCGACGGAGACGUCCGAGUACUCGGACGUCCACCAGUAUCAGUCCGUGGAUGGGUCGUUCAACUCGCACUCGGACAAGGAGUUUCGCAGCCUGUCCUCCAAAGCUGGCGCGCCCCAGGGCUCGGACAUGUCUCUCGUCGGCAUGCCGGCCACUGGGGCAGGCGCACGCUUGGGCAGUGAAUCUUCAGUCGGGACAAAGCCGUUCGUGGUGUCGAGCCGAGUCGAUGUCGACUCGGCCGAAUCCCGCGACACAGUAGCAGGACUACCUCGCACUGGGGAGGAGGACGCCUUUCGAAACGGCUGGUUUUCUCAGGUGCAACAGGGAUUCGUGAUGCCAAGUGCCAGCGCGUCCCUCGACACCACGGCUUCCCGUGGCGGCGCCAUAGAUUUACCGUCAGCGACAUCCCUGGAGUCGCACAAGUACUGGAGCGCUGACGUCCUUCCCGCCGUCAGUUCGUGCACCUCGGCAGCAACGGGACUUGAGAGCGAUGAGUCCGGCGCGAUUGCGAGGGACGACUACCAACGUCACCUAUCGGGCGUGCCAUCGGCUGAUACCGGUCCACUUCAUGGUCACGACGGCGGACCCGUACUGAGGUCAUCGAGUUUCAAGAGCGCCGUUUCUUCGGCGGCUUCCGAGCGUGACGCGGCAUCCUCUCUUCAGAACAUCCCAGGAAAAAUGGCCGACUUAUUCAAGGCGUUCGCAACGCCCGCCAUAGAAGGCUACGAGGCUACGACCACCAGCAGCACCACGUUUCCCAUGCCUAAGGAACUGACCUGCACAAGGACGAGAACAAUCGAAAGUAAACCCGAGCAAUUUCGCUCUUCUAGAGAUAUAUCGACAACGACACGGAAAGAGGCUCACCAAGAGCACCCAGUAGGCCUUUCGACCUCGGCUGUGCUAGGUUCUACUGGAGUGACAGCUGCGGUGUCAGCUCUCCCUGGUGGUAUUCCCGAACGUAGGUUCUCCCUUCAGGAAAGAUCGGACGCCGCUUCCAAAGAUAAACCAGCCGUCAGCGGCACACCAAGUGCGAUUGCUUCGCACGAGCAACAACGGACAGCUACAGGCUCAGCGGAAUCGGGUGUUACCGCGCCAAAGCCUUCUAUACAAAGGCCUCCGAAACAACGAGCCGCCAGCCACACCCAGGUCGGCACGAAACCUCACGGGCUGCCCAGCGCAAGACAUCUCAAGAAAGGGACUGAGAGCAGAACAACGACUCCAUCUCUCAAGUCAAAAAGCCAGACCGAAGCUCUUCCUGGUAUAGCAGCCAGUGCAGGAUCGGCGAUAGCGGCAGCUUCUUCUGUCGAACAGCCCCCCAAGUUCUUUAUCGGAGCGCUAGUGCCUAGUGAUAUAUCCUCGAAAGAUGAACAACUCCGUGAGUUGACUGCGACAAGCCACAGCCCAGGUGGAGCAUCGCCGCUUACAGGAGAACACGAUAAACGCACAAAGACUGGUAGUCCGGCUACUGCUUCUGGGCGGGCCUCGCCUAAGGUGGGGAAGGGCGAGCAUCGCAAGAUUCCCUCAGCAGGAAAAGUAUCAGAAGGGGUGGUAUCUCCAAAAGGCGAGCAACGUAAGAAGCAUUCUCCACACAGUCCGACAACGUCUGGUGCUGCGUCGCCUAAGGUAUCAGCUGAGGGACGCGCCGAGCAUCCACCAAUACGCCGAACGGCAAGCGGGACUUCGUCACCCAAGGUACCGGCUGGCAUACAGCAACAGAUGCCACCCGGUGUGCUGGAUUGGAGGGGAAUGGCAACGUCUGUUCAGCCGUCACUCGCCCCAAUCGACGAAAGACUUGAGCGUUCCACAACUAGUUUCAGCAUAUCCGAAGUCGCGGCGCCAAAGCCGCCAGCGCAUACGCUUCCUUCUACUGUAGAUCGCCAUGGCAGUGCCACGUGGGCUAUCACGGCGACUACAGGAGCAAAGGCUGAAGUCGCAGCAGCGGCAGCUAUUACAGAGGAGACGCCCUCCACACAAGUCCAAACCCACUAUCUUUCCGACGAUGCCACCGUUCCUGGUGUCGGUCAAAUACCCACUUUUCCCGACAGCAUCCGUAUCGAAGCAGCAAAAAUUGAGGGUAGCGCAGACAGAAGCACAGCUCACCUUGCAUCCAUCAAGGAACACUUAACUAGUUUGGCUGCCGACACAAACUUGGCAGCCGAGGUGCCUACAACUUUGAUUCGACAGCCGACUGAAAAGCCUCAUGAUGGAGAAUUGACAGAACUCGAGCCCGGUGUUGCUGCUGAGCAUAAGAUCACACAGACCGUGAUGCGUUCGUUUACGGUGAUCCCUCUUACAGAAAAAGGUCCAGACAAGGAAAAGGAGACAGGCGUUUCACUGACUGUCACUUCUGACGCGCUUAUUACUCAGAAGCUUGGAGAAAUAGGCGCCGAAUCCAGCGAGAUUGAUGUCGCAGUGCUUUCCGAAGACCAUCGUGAAAAACCACCACAAACCACUGGAGAACCAAAGGGUGCAGGAUUUGUGGGUGCAGCCAGGCAACUUGUAGAGCAACCUUGCGAGGUUACUGCCCAAGAAGAUAGUUUCCUAGUGGUCGGUUCAGAACUAACGCAACCAAAGCGGUCUAAAGAGCUUCAGAAGACACAAAAAACGGGGUUGAGAGAAAUUUCGCGAAGUCUAGAGCAGGUGAAAAAGCCGCCACCGUUAGUACAGCUUGAGCGACCAAAGAAGGAAGGCAGCGAACUAGACCAUGAAGAUUUGCAAAAUAUUGAAGUGCUGGGUAAGCCGCAGGAACGGUUAGAUCACACACAAACCACGGAGCCUAAGGUACCUUCGGGAGAAUUUGUAGAGGCACUUUUUGCGGCUCCCGUUGACGCUUUUACUGAGGGUUCUAGAACUAGUAUUGAGCAGACUAUUGACUCAUCACGCAGAGGUGUGACCGAUGAUCAAUCUAAGAGAGCAGAACGUUUGGGUCCUGUUCCCGACAAAACAGUUUCCGCCUUGAAGGAUCUUUUCGGGGAGGAGCGCGUAAGACCGUCAGCUAGCACUCCCGUCUCAAUAGAGGGCAGGGAACCUGGAUUUUUAUUCGAAGAAUCUUUACGACGACCGACUGCAAGCUCAUCUUGGGCGGAGGCUAGCACACAAGAUGAGGAGCGUCGAAGAAGCUCCAGCGUCGGUUCGCCAAGGGCUGCGCUCACGGUAUCCGCUGCGCCUAGCGAGGACCUUCAUCUUGCCAUCGACCGUGGAGACAAGGUACAGGCCGAACAGCGUCGAAGAACGUCAACACUCAGCACUGCGCGUCCAAGUACUAUAACAACCGGCACCCGCCCGGACGAAACUUCUUUAACUUCCGCCAGCGAUGGCCGCGAGUUCGCCGGAUCGACGUCUAAAGAGUUGCAAAGGGGUCCAAAAGACCGGUCUGACCCUUCGUCUACUUACGGCUCCACUGCAGCAAGUUGCAGGACACCUGAGCUUGACUACCACGGCGACGUGUCGAGGAAGAGCCAAGAGGUGACGGGGGAAGCAGGGGUCACGCAUGAAGACCACACAAGCGCUUUACCAGCGGGCGUUUUUGUCGACAAGCACGACCAGCGAGUUGCCGGGCCUGCGCCCGAAGAUACCGCUAGCGAACACGCAGUUACGGUGUCCGAUUCGCGUGGCUUUCAGCCGUCCUUGGUAGAGGGCCUCUUCCAACAGCUAAGGCAGGGCGCGACCGGAAGGCGAAAGUCCGCCGAGGUAGCUGCCGGCAAAAAGGCCGAGGAGCGCUCGGCGUUCGUCGAGACCGUCGUAACGAAACCGCGCGCAGAACUUGACAUCGAAGGUACCGCGUCGGGAAUCCCCGACGACAUCGACGAGGACGCGGAGAAGACCAGAGACCUGUACCCGUUCUUCGCCCCCGAAGAAGACCUGCAAAUGGCGGUGUCCGCCAUGAACUUGCCGUCCGAACCUAUCGACUUCGAGGCGUCGUUCGGCGGCAGGUCAACGCUUCGCGAUGACCAAAGCUCGACCACUUUCCUGCCCGUGUCCUCAGGAGAAGUGCGCCAGGGGCACGGCUUGGGUCAGCGUGGCGGUGCGGCGGCUAGCGAGUCGCUCCGAGAAGGGUCAGCAGAAUACGACCGGGAAGACGGGGCGGCGCGCGUGGCACUGUCAGACAGCGACAUCGGCCGGCCUCCCAUUGUAGAGAUCGUUUUCACCGGGUCGCCGCCGCAAGUCCGAGGUAUUCCCUGCACGGCUCUCGUGGAGAUUCCGUCCGAACAGCGAAUCUCUGUGGCACCGACGCGCGAGCUUCUCGAGCAGAACUUUUGGGAGUCGGAGGGUGGUCUCAGCCUAGGCGGUACGUUCAUCUCCCUGGAGGACUCCGAGCCGCCCUCCAGGAGUUCUGUAAUGCAGGCAGCUGCUCGCAUCUUCCGCGCGGCAUCACCGCUGCUCGGCAUGUUUCCGGUGCAAGAGGAGAGUCCGCUGAACGUGCCCGUGCUGCCGCGCGACUACCCACCGCCGGCGCCGCCCCAGUCGGUCGCCGAACAGUGGAAGGAGCCCGAGGAAAAGGCCUCGAAAGAGAGAAAGAUCAAAGCGGUGCCCCAGCGCAUAGUGAGCACUAUGAGGAGCACCCUGGACUCGGUGGCGCCGGUCAUCGCCCUGUCUUUCGCCCUGUUCGCCUUCGUGACGGCCGCCGCUCUGUUGCUCAGCCGGGAUGGCGACGAAGUCUAUCACCUGUAAAGUCUCACGGUACCUGGAUUAGUUCGUGUACAAUGGACCAAAAGAUCGACUUUCUUUUUGUUUUGAUAUUUUGUGACGUUGUGAAUUCAAUUAAACGCAUCGAAAGCUCCGUC